This is a messenger RNA of Cryptococcus wingfieldii CBS 7118, 321 nucleotides long. RefSeq lists its product as hypothetical. Gene Ontology annotation, molecular function: oxidoreductase activity; copper ion binding. Bases 1 to 321 code for a protein of 106 amino acids. Lineage: Eukaryota; Fungi; Basidiomycota; Tremellomycetes; Tremellales; Cryptococcaceae. The transcript is spliced from 3 exons. The record is from RefSeq and is a predicted model, not a curated record.
AUGCACGGCAACAGUUUCCAGAUCAUCAGGCGCGGUACUGGGAGAACGGAUGAGGCUGGCUUGGCGAGCGCGAAUUUGACGCUAGAUAAUCCUUUGAGGAAGGAUACGUUCUGGUUACAGAGGGAUAGUUGGGUGGUUUUGAGGCUGGUGACAGAUAACCCGGGUGUGUGGCCAAUGCACUGUCAUAUUGAUUGGCAUAUGGCUGAGGGGAAGCUUGCGGUUGUGGUCGUACAGCCGGAUGCGCUGAAGAGUAUGGAUGGACCUGACUCGUGGUCAAGCCUUUGUGCUGGCACAGAUUCCACCUACGUUGGUCCGGCUUGA